AUGGUUUCUUCUUUAUUCGUACUGUGGGCUAUCAUCAUUCCCAACUUGUACGUUUCGGAGGGGUUAGAUUACCACAAGUUGGUUCAAAUAUGGCCUAGGGCUUUUUGUAGCAUAAAGAAUAGAAAUUGUCUUCGAACUCCUAACAACUUCACACUUCAUGGAUUGUGGCCCGACAACUACAUUGGCCAGUUGAGUAAUUGUGCCGGCGCACCUGCCAAAGAUAUUACGGAUCAAAAUUUGGUUUCAAGAUUAGAAUCUAGCUGGCCUGAUCUACUUAAGCUAAAUUGUAAAGGACCAAAUGGCCAGUCAUUUUGGAAGUAUGAAUGGAUGAAACACGGCACAUGCUCUACUACCCCAAACGAUUAUGAUGCCUACUUCAAAUUGGCGGCAGAUUUGAAGGAUGAGCAUUACGUUUUACGGACCCUCGGACAAAGUGGAAUUCAGCCUGCAGUAUGCACGCUUUCUGGACAAUCGACUGUUAACAUCUAUGGUGUCAAUGCAUCCAUUGUUGGGGCUACAAGAAGGCAGAUUCAGAUAAGAUGCAAAAUCAACAGCACAAACAGGAAAAACCCUCGUACACUGUUGUAUGAGAUUAUCAUAUGUUAUGAUUCUACUGGAACUACCAACGUCUUUUUUUGGAAAGGGAAUGAAAAACCUCUACUCUCAUGUGAGAAUCAGUUAUCAGGGUUAUCAGGUUGUGAAUUUCCUGGCUUUAUUGUGGAAUCCAACAACAAAAGCAAGAAGAGGAAGCAUUCUGUUGAACCUUCAAAGAAGGAUGCAAAGAAGUUCAAGGGUAAUUGCUACAACUGUGAAAAAGCUAGAUAUCGCCCCGUCAACUAUCGCAAACCAAAGAAGCAAGCCCAAGCAAAUAACACUGAAUUUGAUUCCAUAUCAAAUUGUAUAUCUGAUAUGAAUUUGUCAAUUGUCAUUCUACAAUGCAACAACAUUGGAAACCCCAUGGAAUGA
Molecule: messenger RNA, 966 nt
Organism: Olea europaea var. sylvestris
Lineage: Eukaryota; Viridiplantae; Streptophyta; Magnoliopsida; Lamiales; Oleaceae
Product: ribonuclease S-2-like
Exons: 4
Coding region: 1-966 (321 amino acids)
Biological process (GO): RNA catabolic process
Cellular component (GO): extracellular region
Molecular function (GO): RNA binding; ribonuclease T2 activity
Source: RefSeq, a predicted model, not a curated record